CCCGCCCCUGACCCUGCCCCCAGGCCCAGUGGUAUCAGAUCCUGAGCCGAAGUGGGCUGUGUUGACGGUACUGUAGCGGCCAGACUGAGGAGGGUUUGACCUACGACUGGACUUUGAGAGAUACAGUAACAGGUUUCCAAAAUGUCCCAGAAGAUCAAGGCUGGAUCUGUUGUGGAGAUGCAGGGAGACGAGAUGACCAGAGUCAUCUGGGAGCUUAUUAAAGAGAAGCUCAUCUUCCCUUACCUGGAGUUAGACCUGCACAGCUACGACCUAGGCAUGGAGAACCGUGACGCCACUGAGGACAGGGUGACAGUGGAGGCCGCGGAGGCCGUGCGGCGCUACAACGUGGGCAUCAAGUGUGCCACCAUCACGCCGGACGAGAAGCGCGUGGAGGAGUUCAAGCUGAAGCAGAUGUGGCGCUCGCCCAACGGAACCAUCCGGAACAUCCUGGGCGGAACCGUGUUCAGAGAGGCCAUCAUCUGCAAAAACAUCCCGCGCGUGGUGCCCGGCUGGGUGAAACCCAUCAUCAUCGGCAGACACGCCCACGGAGACCAGUACAAGGCCACAGACUUUGUUGUUCCUGGCCCCGGACGAGUGGAGAUGACCUACACGCCCAAGGAUGGAGGGGAGCCUCUCAAGUUUGUCGUCCACGAUUUCGAAGGCACCGGUGGUGUCGCGCUGGGCAUGUACAACACGGACAAGUCCAUCCGCGACUUCGCUCACAGCUCCUUCCAGAUGGCGCUGUCCAAAGGCUGGCCUCUGUUCCUCAGCACCAAAAACACCAUCCUCAAGAAGUACGACGGCCGCUUCAAGGACAUCUUUCAGGAGAUCUACGAGAAGGAAUACAAGGCUCAGUUCGAAGCUAAGAACAUCUACUAUGAGCACAGACUGAUUGAUGACAUGGUGGCCCAGGCCAUGAAGUCAGAGGGAGGAUUCAUCUGGGCCUGCAAGAACUACGAUGGAGACGUCCAGUCCGACUCUGUGGCUCAGGGUUAUGGCUCUUUGGGUAUGAUGACCAGUGUGCUGAUCUGUCCUGAUGGACGUACGGUAGAAGCCGAGGCUGCCCACGGCACGGUCACACGUCACUACCGCCAACACCAGCAGGGCAAGGAGACCUCCACCAACCCCAUCGCCUCCAUCUUUGCCUGGACGCGGGGGCUGCUGCACCGGGCUGAGCUGGAUAAGAACAACGAGCUGCGCGUGUUUGCAGAGGCGCUGGAGGCCGUCUGCAUCGAGACCAUCGAGGCAGGCUUCAUGACCAAGGACCUGGCCAUCUGCAUCAAGGGCCUGGCCAAUGUGCAGCGUCCGGACUACCUGAACACCUUCGAGUUCCUCGACAAGCUGGCGGAAAAUCUGAGCAUCAAGCUGUCGAAGCAGCCCAAACUGUGAAGCCGUCCUUCAUACUUGACUCAGCACACCCACGCCACAAACUCCCACACUCAGAUUUCAAACCCUUGUCCAGUGCCAAUCCACAGGCAAUGGUCACCCUCCUCGCCUGGUCCGGCUGUUGACCAAAAUCAGGGAGGACUGUACCACUACAACCAGACCAGGGGUGCGCUUUCAGGUGGAAUAACUGUGAAAGUGCCUUUGUUAAAGGGUUGGGGGGUGGUAUACACACACAGUGCUAACCCUUUUCACAGUUCUAGCUUCACCAUGGAAACCAUGUUGUUACUACAUUCAUAUCCGAAGCAUCAAGUUCAAUCCCAGACCAUGUUUUAAUAUUGCAGCAUUAAUUUUGCACUAGCACUACCCCAAUAGUGAAGUUAUAUGUUUUAUGUCAGUUCCGGUCAGUCUGCGUCAGGGUACUUGAACACGUUGCCUUAUAUGUCUGUGUGUGACGUCAUCGCAUCCUUAAUGUCGCUCCUACAAAGACCCGUCCAGUGAAUAGUGAGACUAUUACUAUUUUCUCUUUCUCAUACUUUUAAGUACAUCAGGCAUUUACAUUUACAUUUACAGACAUUUUCAAAAGCUGGUAUAAGUCUUCAUGUCGCCAUGUAUAUUCUGCUAAUAAAAAAGUGGGACCAUGA
Molecule: messenger RNA, 2027 nt
Organism: Colossoma macropomum (tambaqui)
Lineage: Eukaryota; Metazoa; Chordata; Actinopteri; Characiformes; Serrasalmidae
Gene: idh1
Product: isocitrate dehydrogenase (NADP(+)) 1
Exons: 9
Coding region: 142-1389 (415 amino acids)
Biological process (GO): isocitrate metabolic process
Cellular component (GO): peroxisome; cytosol; mitochondrion
Molecular function (GO): magnesium ion binding; isocitrate dehydrogenase (NADP+) activity; NAD binding
Source: RefSeq, a predicted model, not a curated record